CACUGAGUGGUCUGCUGGCCGGACUUCCGGCAUUGCCGGGGCCCCAACGUCUUGCCACAUCCUUGAGGCAGAGGUUUUCCUCAAAUUCCGGUUAUCCCCGGCCCGGCCUGAUGUGCUCAGCAAUCGAGAGCUCCGCGGAUUCAUUUCCGUCGACAGUGUUAUAAUUUAUUGAAACCCAAAUAUAUAAAACAAGGAUAUUGGUCAUCAGUUUCAGUGUAACAAGUUUUAAAUCUGUUAAAAUGUCGUCAUUUAAAAUACCAGUGAUUAACUUAGAAGUGGGUGAGGUGAAGGACAUCGUGUGGGACAAACUUCAGGAGCCUAAAUCGCAACGGACUCUCGUUCUUAUAAUAGUAUCGAUAGCAUUACUUCUCGAUAACAUGCUGUACAUGGUAAUAGUGCCCAUCAUACCCGAUUAUCUCAAGUACAUCGGGGCCUUUGACGAUGAGCCGUUGCCACCGAAUACAACCGCUGGCCCACCGAGUCAUCACGGGCAGGAUUCAGCAACUGGCGUGCUCUUUGCAUCAAAAGCUAUUGUCCAAUUGAUGGUAAAUCCAUUCUCAGGGGCGCUUAUUGAUCGCAUUGGCUACGAUAUUCCAAUGAUGAUUGGUCUCUGUAUAAUGUUCCUCUCAACCGCGGUCUUUGCAUGUGGACGCAGUUACGGCGUACUAUUUUUCGCCCGUAGUUUGCAGGGCGUUGGUUCAGCAUUUGCUGAUACAUCAGGAUUGGCUAUGAUUGCUGAUCGGUUUACUGAAGAAAAUGAACGAUCAAAAGCGCUGGGUAUAGCUUUGGCAUUCAUUAGUUUUGGGUGUCUAGUAGCGCCGCCAUUUGGUGGUGCUUUGUAUCAAUUUGCCGGAAAAGAAAUGCCUUUUUUGAUUCUGGCAUUUGUAUCAUUAGCCGAUGGAUUCAUGCUACUGCUGGUGAUGAAGCCAUUAAAAGAACAGCUUAAAGAGAGUCAUAAUCGUCAGCAAACUGCUACUGUACCAAUAUGGCGGCUAUUCAUGGAUCCUUACAUCGCAGUAUGUGCUGGAGCAUUGAUGAUGUCCAACGUGGCGUUAGCGUUUCUUGAGCCGACAAUUUCAUUGUGGAUGGAAGAUCACAUUACUAAGGACAAUUGGAAGAUGGGAAUGAUUUGGCUGCCAGCUUUCUUCCCUCACGUAUUCGGUGUUGUCUUGACCGUUAAAUUAGCUAAGCAGUACCCACAGCACCAAUGGCUUAUGGCAGCUGGUGGUCUUGCUCUAGAAGGCUUAUGCUGUUUUAUCAUACCUUUUUCAACCUCAUACAAGUUCCUGAUGAUCCCCAUUUGCGGAAUAUGUUUCGGAAUAGCGCUUAUAGACACUGCAUUGCUACCGACACUAGGAUAUCUGGUAGACGUACGCUACGUAUCAGUUUACGGAAGUAUUUACGCAAUCGCUGACAUAUCUUACAGCUUGGCUUAUGCCGUGGGACCCAUUAUCGCAGGUGGUGUAGUCGAAGCCAUUGGUUUCACGGCUCUUAACAUCGGAAUCGCCUUCUCAAAUCUUAUGUACGCACCGGUGCUGUAUUACCUCAGACACAUCUACGAUUUCAAGCCAUUCCAAGACGAGGCCAAUGUUCUGAUGCAAGAUCCACCUGACAAAGAAUACCAGACCUAUGUGCUACAGGAACAACGACCCAUCAGCGGAGAUGUGGGCAAUCAUUUAGCGCAGCAGCGUAUGGAAACUGAUGUGGAUCAGGAUGUUGGCUAUCAAUCUGGUUAUCAACCAAAUUAUCAAACUGAUCAAUCAUACGCGCAGCAAUAUCAUCAGCCUAAUGCCCAUUACGAUCAAUAUGUAUCUGGCCACGGGCAGGAACAAGUACAGCAUGGUCAAACUGUAGCAGGUCCUGGACAAGUACAGGGGUAUGGACAUGGUCAAGUUGCAUCAGGACCAGGUGUAGGACAAGGGCAAGGACAAGGACAUGGUCAAAUAGGAUCAGCACAAAGUCCAUAUCAACAAAACUACACAGAAUCAAUUCCCGCACAGGCAACUGAUGCUAAUCCAUUCAGAAGAGCUGAACCAGAACCUAGACAAGAUGCUAAUCCUUUUAGACAAGGAAUGUUCUAAAUAGCUAAACAUGAUUUUUUUUAAUCUGUCUUCAUAGGUAGGCUUCCAUGGUUUUGAUUAUUAUGAUCGAGUGUACAAGUGCUGUGAUUUUAUUUCGUGUUGUGAUUGUGGUUACAUUUAUUGUGUUUAUUAUUAAAAAAAAAAAAGUUCCUCAUGCUCCCAGUCAGCAAGGGAACCUGGAACUUUUAUUUUCACAGCAAACUUCCCCUUGGAAACGGGGGGAUUUUAAAAUCGUUGCUGAACCAGGAUAACAUAUCAGGUGCCCGAUAUUUACCGGCUUGCGUUAAUAUUCGGGCGCCCAAUCGUAGCAAGUAAGUCGUUGAUAGGGUUAAUAAUAUUGAUAGAGAUUUAUUGAUAAGAUUUAUUUAUUAAUGAAAUAAUUAAUAUUUUGGAUGGAUCGGAGGUACUUAAUCUAAAUCGUUAUAUAUCGAAUUUGGAUUUUUGAC
Messenger RNA from Microplitis demolitor, 2527 nucleotides. It is a transcript of the gene ChAT, whose product is annotated as vesicular acetylcholine transporter. NCBI's taxonomy places the organism in Eukaryota, Metazoa, Arthropoda, Insecta, Hymenoptera, Braconidae. Bases 240 to 2081 code for a protein of 613 amino acids. Gene Ontology annotation, molecular function: choline O-acetyltransferase activity; xenobiotic transmembrane transporter activity; acetylcholine transmembrane transporter activity. Gene Ontology annotation, biological process: acetylcholine biosynthetic process; xenobiotic transport; neuromuscular synaptic transmission. Gene Ontology annotation, cellular component: membrane; cytoplasm; neuron projection. The transcript has 2 exons. The record is from RefSeq and is a predicted model, not a curated record.